Messenger RNA from Pristis pectinata (smalltooth sawfish), 1970 nucleotides. It is a transcript of the gene mfsd2ab, whose product is annotated as MFSD2 lysolipid transporter A, lysophospholipid b. NCBI's taxonomy places the organism in Eukaryota, Metazoa, Chordata, Chondrichthyes, Rhinopristiformes, Pristidae. Gene Ontology annotation, molecular function: lysophospholipid:sodium symporter activity. The record is from RefSeq and is a predicted model, not a curated record. The transcript is spliced from 14 exons. Gene Ontology annotation, biological process: carbohydrate transport. Gene Ontology annotation, cellular component: membrane.
GAUGGGCGGGAAAGGAAAAGGCACAACUCGUUCAUUCACUGAGUCCACGAUGACGAGUUAAACGCGCUCACACUUACUAUGGCCAGGGGAGAGGGUGGCGAGACUUAUAGCACGGCGGCAAGCUUCCUUCAGCCCAAGACAAUAACGCCCGAUGAUCGGACGCUGAAACAGAGAGAAGCAAGAAAGAAUCUGUCAGUGUGCAAUAAGUUAUGUUAUGCUAUUGGUGGAGCACCCUACCAGAUAACAGGAUGUGCCAUUGGAUUUUUCCUACAAAUUUACCUGUUGGAUGUUGCACAGCUUGACCCAUCAUCUGCAUCCCUGAUCCUUUUCAUUGGCCGAGCCUGGGAUGCUAUCACUGAUCCAGCUAUUGGUUUUUUCAUAAGCAGAAGCAAAUGGACAAAAUUUGGAAGACUGCUGCCAUGGUAAGAAGAUGAUGUUUGCUCUACACCAUUUGCAGUAGCCUCUUACUUUCUCCUAUGGUAUGUGCCAGAUGGAAAUCUAUCAGAGAUUGGAAAGAUCUUUUGGUACUUGAUCUUCUACUGCUUAUUUCAAGCACUACAGACAUGCUUCCAUGUUCCCUAUUCUGCACUAACAAUGUUCAUAAGCACGGACCAGAGGGAAAGGGAUUCUGCAACUGCCUAUCGUAUGACUGUGGAGGUGCUGGGAACAGUCUUGGGAACAGCAAUACAAGGCCAGAUUGUUGGUGGAGCAGAUUCUCCAUGCAUUCAGAAAAAUAUUAACAACUCAAUAUUUACAAUUGACAUCAACAGCACUCAGUACAACUCUAACACUUCCAUCGCUCAAUUGAAAAGUGCAUACAUGAUGGCAGCUGGAGUGAUCGGUGGUGUGUACGUUCUAUGCACCAUCAUUUUGUUCACUGGAGUCCAGGAAAAAGAGGAUCCACACAAUAGAAAGGCACAGAAACCAUUCUCCUUCUGGAAAGGAUUGAAACUUGUUAUGAGCCAUGGACCUUAUGUGAAGCUGAUCAUUGGCUUCCUAUUUACCUCAUUAGCUUUUAUGUUGCUGGAAGGGAAUUACGCACUGUACUGUUCCUACACUCUGGGAUUUCCAAAUGACUUCCAAAAUAUCCUGCUGGUUGUCAUGCUUUCUGCAACAUUGACCAUCCCUUUCUGGCAAUGGUUUCUGACCAGAUUUGGCAAGAAAACUGCUGUGUACAUCGGCAUCUCAUCAGCAGUCCCCUUUCUUAUCCUGAAUGUUCUGGUGAAGCGCAACCUAAUUGUGGCAUAUGUUGUGUCAUUUGCCUCUGGAAUGAGUGUGGCUGCUGCUUUCCUGUUGCCAUGGUCCAUGUUACCUGACGUUGUUGAUGAUUUCAGACUGAAGAACCCAGAGUCCAUGGGACAUGAAGCAAUUUUUUACUCCUUCUAUGUCUUCUUCACUAAGUUUGCAUCUGGAGUGUCCCUUGGAAUCUCCACACUGAGCCUCGAUUUUGCAGGUUACCUGACCCGGGGAUGUGUUCAGCCUGAUGCAGUGCACCUAACCCUGAAGAUGUUGGUUGCACCAGCACCUAUUUUCCUAAUUAUACUUGGACUGAUUCUUUUUAAUUUGUACCCAAUUGAUGAGGAAGUUAGGAUGAAGAACAGGAAAGCACUUGAAGAUUUGCGAGAUGAUGACCAAGAUUCUCAAACAAACGCAAAUGAACUCUGCAGCAUUGUAUAACAAAUAUUAACAGAUCUCAUAUUUGUGUACAGUGUACAUGGCAUUAAAAUGUGAAAGCAACACACCACCAAAUAAGAAUGACAUCCACACAUAAAUAGAUUCAAGCUAAUUUUUUCCACACUGUUUAAUAUGUUUACAUCUAUUCAAACUGAACACAGAAUUUGUACAGUGCAUAUUGUUCUAAUUUAGAAAGAAAAACUGUACAGACAGCUUGGUGUAAUGUAAAUUUAUAUAAAUCUCAAUGUACUGUAUAUAUUUGAAUUAAAAUAUUAGUUGUCAAUAAAAUACCAAAU